This is a messenger RNA of Bactrocera dorsalis (oriental fruit fly), 7251 nucleotides long. RefSeq lists its product as uncharacterized. NCBI's taxonomy places the organism in Eukaryota, Metazoa, Arthropoda, Insecta, Diptera, Tephritidae. The transcript is spliced from 2 exons. The coding region runs from base 4999 to 6183 and encodes 394 amino acids. The record is from RefSeq and is a predicted model, not a curated record.
AUUAGAUAAUAAUUAAAUAAAUUUCAUCAUUGUAAUACAUUUGGAAUAGAUGAUGUUUUUGGUAAUAUAAAAAUGGUAAAUAUUUUACAUGAUAAAAAAAUAUACAUAUAUAAUUUAUUCAAUUAUCUAACAAUGGCAUUUCUAAACCACCAUAUAGCUAAUUAAAAGAUUUUCGGACUUCCAGGUGACUUUGUGCUGGAUAUACUCGUGUCGGCAAUUUUUUUUAAUUAUCUCAAAGAAAACUACAGAAUUACACUUUUUAAUUCAUAAAAGUGAAUAUUUGUGGUUGACAUAAGCAGUAUGAUUGUAGCUUAAUAAAACCCAGGAAAAAAUUUUUUAGUAUGGCGAUAUAAAUAGUUAAUAGAUAAAAGAGGGUCGAUACUACCCCAAUUCCGUAUAAUGGUUUUCUAAUUUUCGUUUUACGAUCAGUGUAUGAGUUAUAGUAUAUUUAAAAUUGCUUGGAUACCGAUCUCUGGCUUUGAGUUUUGCAAAUCGCACAAAACAAAUUGUGUUGCACCCUAGCCUAGUUCUUUCUUGUUUACUUGUUUGAAAAUUAUUAUUUUAUCUAUAUUUCAAAGUUUGGAAGCGAAAUGUAAAACGUUAAAAAAAUACUUAUUAUUAAGAGAAAAUUUAUUAUCUUUAUUUUGUUGUUUGCAAUUGUACCUAGGAUGCAAAGACAAAAUACUAAAUAACAAUUUCAUUCUAAUAAUUUAUAAAUACUUACAAUUUAAAUGUUAUAUAAAUAUAUUCCAUCUUCCUCACCUACAUACAUUAGUUUUCAAAAUAAUCGGAAUAAAAGGGCUGGGUGUUGUAAUAGUCCGAUUUCAACCAUUUUCUUACUGGCAAAAGAAGUGCUAAAAGGAUUUGACCUGAGCAAAUAUUUAACCUAACCAAGUAAGAAAAAGCUAAGUUCGGGUGCUAUCAAUCAUUUUAUACUCUUGCAACUUCCAAGGAUUAAAGCUAGGUAGGUACUUUGAGGUACAUAAAGCUUGUUGAUUAUAUAGGGUCUAGGGUGAGCUUCCGCCAGAUUUUAUUCAUUCUAGGCACAAAGGUGCAUCAUUAUAAGAAAAAGACGCUCUCUCAAUUUUAUUAAGGUUACUCACAUGUUGGCCGAUAUAUACAGUAUAAAGUCACCCGGAAGUUCAAAAAUCCUUAUAUUACAUAAGUAUAUGGGGCCUAAUGAUGCCUUCUGAAUUUCAAUCACACAUUGACCGAUAUUUUCGCACUGGGUCAACGCCCCUUCAGUUUUAUUUAGUUAAUUCACAUAUCUACUGGUUGAUGUAAGCGGUAUAAAUUUACCCGAAAGUUAAAAAAUCUUUAUAUCUGGUAUAUGGGAGCUAAAGGAAGAUUAAUACAUACAAAGCAAGCAAUUUUUGACCCAUAAACAUACCAUUAUCAAAAGUCAAAGUUUUAUUUCUUAAUUUAGUGCUUAAUUAUGGAUUUUGUUUGUUUUCGAUUACUCGAGCUUAUGGACGUGGCAGUGGCUCGAUGAAUCCCACCUAUGAACUCGUCCUUGUUGUUUUACUAAAGAACAUGAAAUUGCAUAUUCCAAUUUAUACUUAAUUUACACCUUGCACUGACCGACGGACGAACGGGGGGACGGCGUGAGUGUCCCCCGGAUUUGAACUCGUCUCGUCAUCUUGAUCAUAUGUAUUUAUACAUAUAUACAAUAUAUGUAUAACCCUAUAUCUAACUCGAUUAUUAUACCCUGAACAUGGUAUAUUAAGUUUGCCUAGAAGUUUGUAACACCCAGAAGGAAGCGUCGGAGACCAUAUAAAGUAAAUAUAUAUUCAAAUGAUCAGAGUGUCGAGCUGAGUCGAUUUAGCCAUAUACGAACAAGUAACUCAGUUUUUAAAAUAUCGUUUAGAAAUUUUGCAAACGUCAUUUUCUCUUCAAGAAGCUGCUCAUUUGUCGGAACUGCUGAUAUCGGCCCACUAUACCAUAUAGCUGCCACACAAGCUGAACGAUCGAAAUCAAGUUCUUGUAUGGAAAAAUUUGCAUUUGACAAGAUAUCUUCACGAAAUUUGGUAUGAAUUAUUUUUUAUAGAAAUUGUUCAGAUCGGCUCACUAUAGCAUAUAGCUGCCAUACAAACCUAACGAUCGGAAUCAAGGGCUUGUAUAGAAAACUUUGAAAUUUGACGUGGUAUCUUCGCGAAAUUUGACAUGGAUUACUGCUUAAGGUAAUAAUAUAAUCUAAAUUGUUCAGAUCAGAUUACUAUAGCAUAUAGCUUCCAUAAAAACAACACAUUGUUGCUAAAAGAAAUGCACCUGUGAAUAGUAUAUUAGAUUCGGUGCAAGAGAAGUUAACGUUUUUUCUUGCUUUUUCAAGCAAACGCUAGGUAAACAAAACUAUUAAAAUCAACUAUUUUAAACUUAUUUGAAAAAUAUGUUCCGAAGUGUGUUGUUACUCAAAAAAUGAGUUCUAAUUUAUGGUUUUCGAAAGAAUUAUGUAAAUUAAAAAAUAGAAAAUCUCGUGCUUUUAAACUUUUUAAAAAAACUAGUUUAGUUGCUGACUAUUCAAAAUAUUCUGAAUUGCGUCGACAAUUUGCUGAACUUAACAAAAUAUGUUAUAAUAAUUAUAUAAAUAAAGUAAAAUAUAAUAUUACACGUAAUUCAAAAUUGUUCUAUGGUUUCGUCAACUCCAAACGCAGGAUUUCUAAUUUUCCGUCCACUACGAAAUACAAGUCUAGUAUGUCUAGUGACAAUCACACCAUGUUCGCUGAGUUCUUCAAGUCCUAUUACUCUCCAAAAUCUCCAAAAAAUGUUCCGCAUCAGCACAAGUUAUGUCCGAUUUCUGUCAUUAAUGCACCUACCAUUUCCGAAGCAGACGUCUUAUAUCAGUUAAAUAUGUUAGAACAAUUAUGGCCUAGAUCUACAGUAACUAAUUUGCGUGAAUUAGUAUCAGCGGGCGGCUUUAGGGAUAAUAAGCACACUGAUGUUAUACGAGUAUUUUAGUAAAGCUUUUCAAAAAGUUAAGCAUUCAAUUCUUUUAAAUAAACUUGCUCUUCUUGGUUUUCAACCAAUAUUUCUAAAAUGUGUAGCUUGUUAUCUUAGUAAUUGAAUUCAACAAGUCAUAUUUAACGAUACUUUUUCUGACAUAAUCAAUGUUCCUUCAGACGUUCCUCAUGGCAGCCAUCUUGGUCCAAUUCUGUUCUUGUUAUUUAUUAAUGACAUAUCAUCUGUUGUUAAGUUUUCAAAAGUUUUAUUAUAUGCUGACGAUGUAAAACUUUUUAAAACAUAUGCUUCAAACAGCGAAAGAUGUCAGUUGCAAACAGACUUAAACAACCUAGUUUCUUGGUGUGAUAGAAAUGACAUGCCAUUGAACUUAAAAAAUGUAAAACGAUGUGCUUUUCACGUAGAUCUGUAGACCAUACUUCAUAUGCAAUAAAAAACUUUAGGUUGGAGCAAGUAUGCAGUUUCGUUGAUCUGGGAGUGACUAUGGACCCCAAACUCAAUUUUAAUCUUCACGCUCUUAGUUUUGUUAAACGUUGGUCUAAAGAAUUUAGAGAUCCGCUUACGACAAAAAUUCUUUUUACAUCUCAGGUGAGGCCUAUAUUAGAGUAUGCUUCUGUGAUUUGGAACCCUAGUUACCAAGUCCAUUCGGAUAAGUUAGAGUCCGUUCAAAAACAAUUUUUAAUUUUUUCCUUAAAUUAUUUGCAUUGGAAUUCCCCCUUACACUAACCGUUUAAAACUUGUAAAUCUCCGGACUCUCGCUAGUCGAAGGGAGAUGCUUGGUAUGAUAUUUCUUGCAAAACUCAUGAAUGGGUCUGUCUGUAGCCCAUCUCUCUUCUCCGAUAUUAAUUUUAACUUUCCCCCUCGCUCUAUCAGGCAGUUUAGACCCUUACUUUUAAAAUUUUCUAGAACAAAUUUUGAGUUGAACGAACCAUUCCGCCGGAUAUGUCAUGAUUUCAAUUCUCAUUCCAGCACAUUUGAUCUAACAGACUCAUUCUUUACCAUUAAAAAAAUUAUUUUAUCCACUCUUAACAAGUAACAUUUAAAUAUUACAUUAUAAACUUUAAUUUAAUUCUUAAUUUUGGCUGUUGAAAUUAUUGUUUCUGUACCUGAGCAGCUUAAGAUCGCAACGCUUAAAACUCUCUUGCCUUUCAUGACUCGGCUAAUUCCGCUCGUUCGCGGAUUGCGCCCCUCGCGUCGGUUGGGCGGGAGGAGGGUAAUCUUUGGGUAUUAUUAUUCGAAGAAACCGUGUAUGAAUACUAAUUAAAAUUGGUAUCUUAUUAAGUUAUAUUAAGGUCAUAUACUCAUUUAGUUUUAUUAAUAUAUUUGCUAUGUGGGAGGCGCUAUGAACAUACUCUCAUUUUGACCCGUUAUGGGGUGGAACAAUGCCCACACAAGGGCUCCUCGCUACUGUGACCUCUUGUGUCAAAUUACUGCUUUGUAUGUUAUGCCAAAGCUAGACGUGUAGUACUUAUUGUGGUAUGCUAAGGAAACCAUAUGUGUGUUAACCGAGUUUUGAAUUUUUCUCCAAAGCGAAGCUACUCAAUUGUUUUCUGUGAUUUUGAAAUUUAUCAAAAAUAUUUAGAUUAAAAAUAAAGAAGUGAAAUACUAAAACCAAAAAUGGACCAGUUUGUUGCAAAGACUUUUGUUGAAAUAAAUCUUUAAUAUAUGUAUAGUAUUGUUAGCUACAUUUAAUGUAAAUAUAAAUAAUUAGGGUAUUCCAUCAAACUCGUAAAUGUACAAAACUCCUUUUUUUCAUACGUAUAAAAGCCGCGUAAAUAGGUAUUUUGACUUUUCUGUCAGUGUUGCAUUUGAAAAACCAAAUCCAGGGUUAAUUUAGAAGAGAAAUUUCUGUAUAAGUGCGUGCGUUUAUUUAAAAAAUUACUUAAAAAGAAUUAAAAUCUUAGAAAAUGCCACGAAAAAGUGAAAAAAGAAAACUAUGUGAAAAUAUUGAUAACAAUGCACUCAACAAUUUGUCGAUGUUACAAGUAUUUGGAUCAAGUGAUGGUUUGCUUAAUUACUUUCUGAGAGAAUGCACGCAUUUAAAUGAUUUCGUUUAUAUUUACAGAACGAAAUCAAGAAGAAGUGGAAGAUGAAAUCCUUGAAGAAUGGGCAUAUUCAAAACUUACUGUCCUCAGCUUUCGCUAUUCGAUUCCGACCUUGAAAGACUCUGUGCCAAAAACCAAAAAAUUCUUUUAUGAUAUUUUGCCAAAUUUAGACGAAAACCGGUUUCGACAAUUUGUUAGAAUGAAUCGGGCAAAUUUUGAAAUUGUACUAAAACUGAUAGAAGAUGAUGUUCUCUUUAACGGAGCAAGUUCCGGCAAACAAUUUCCCGUUGCUAUGCAACUCGCCAUUGUUUUAUAUCGUCUCGGUUGUAAUGGAGAAGGUGCAUCAGUUGCAAAAAUUGCUAGUUUUUUUGGGAUAGGUGAUGGAGGAACCAUUCAAAGAGUUACUGAGCUAGUCUUUCAAGCAAUAUUAAAAAUAAAGCAAAGGUUUUUGUUUUGGCCUGAUGCUAAAGAGCGGCAAAGUAUUGUCAGAAAUACUUUUUUUGAAUUGCCGCAUUGUAUUGGAUAUGUUGAUGGCACAGAAAUCAAAUUAGCUGAAAAACCUAGCGACGAUCCCGAGUCAUAUUUUUCGCGAAAGCAUGUAUAUUCUCUAAAAGUUCAAGCAGUAUGUGAGUAUAAACUGAGAAUCCGUCACAUGGUUCUAGGAUAUCCAGGUAGCGUUCACGAUAGCAGAAUCUAUAAUAACUGUGAACUGGCAUUGAAACCAUCGAAUCAUUUAAGCGGCGAUGAAUGGAUAGCAGCCGAUAGUGCGUAUAAACUAACGAAUACGGUUAUAACCCCAUUUAGAACAAAUUCCAACGAUUGCACUUUGCAACAAAGAAAUGAGUUCAACAAUACCCAUUCCAAGUAUCGUGUGCGUAUUGAAAAUUGCUUUGGAAUUUUGAAGGAAAGGUUUAACUCCCUCAAAGAAUUAAAAAUCCAAAUUAAAGAUGACGCAAGUGUAAGGCUUGCUUGCCGGUGGGUUCUUGUUUGCGCCAUUUUACAUAACAUUAUAAUUGAGCAAGAAAAUGGUGAUACAUUUGAUAUCGAAAACUUAGAAGAUAGUUUUGACAAUGAUGAAGUGAAUGAGAACCAGUUCCAACAGUUUCCAGUCUUGAAAGGAGAACACAAGAGACGAGCCAUAAUAAAAAUUUUAAAUGAAAUGUCAACAUUAAAUAAUUUUUAAAUUUUUUCAGGUCCGCAAAAUCUAACAAAACCCUCACAUCCUGCCCUUACCCUACGAUGACUUGAAAAAGCCAAACAAUAUGGUUAAAAGCUAUUGCUGUCGGCGAAAGCCAGCAACCAAAAUGCCUUAAAUUAACAACUUUUAAUUUGAUUUCAUAUUUUAAAGCAUUAGAAACUGUUAAGGUCUUCUUUAUUUGUAUAUAUGUAAUCUUUAAAGACACAAAAUAUAUGUGAGGAAUAAAAAGUUCUUAUGCUUUUUUAUAUUUUAACUCUAGUUCGUACAUUUUGAGUUUUUCUUCUCUUUCAUAUUCGCCAAAGCAAGUCGUUCAUCACGUUCAAUUUCUAGCUUUUUCAUCUCCAAUUCCUGUUUUUCUUUUUCUUUCAUUCAGUCAAAUUUUUGCUUCUCCAAGUCCAAUUUUGCUUCAAGCAUUCCUUGUAAUACGCCGGCAGAGCUUGCAUUCGGGUUUUGCUUUUUCUUUAGGCUGUGUUUCGAUGUCAUUCUUUUUUUUAAAUUCUCAAUCUCUGAGUCGCCGUUGAAGCUGCUUGCAUUGUUCGAUGACAAUUCCAGUGAUAAAUGAACGUCUGGCUGUGGAGUAUCGGGCGGAAUAGGAGUACUGGCUGAUAUAAGUACGUGAACUCGAGUAACUAUUUGAAAUAUCAUCAACAUUAUCAAAUAAAAAAACCUCCUCGCUGUCUUCAUAGAGGACUUCUAUAUUGCUACUCUCAAUUAUAACCGUAGGGUUCACGCCCUUUCUGAGCCCAAAAAUCUCGUCCAGUAUUUCGAAGAAGGGACAAAUAUUUUGAAUGUAGUCUGCGAAAUUUGGUUUAAUUUAAUUUCGUAUUUAAAAGACAAAGAAAAUAAAAUACCCUUGACGCUUUCUUCUUCUCCAUUUUCAAUUAAUCCAGCUCCUGUUUGACUACGCCAUUUCACGGCCUCCAUAUAUACUCCUUUUAAAUAGCGCAUUUUGCUCUUCAUCACUUUCCAAUUAAUGUUUGCGAGCAAAGGGCACUUAUCAGAUAUUUUCGAAUAAAAUUUUUGUGCAAUAGGCUUCUGUAUAAAAAAAAGUAU